AUGUAUACACUGCAGAAUCAUAUACUUAAUUGCAGUCCAGCGCUGGCAUGUCUAGGAAGAUAAGGGUAUGUCAGCAGUUUUUAGUGUGUUAGUUCAGACAUCCAGUGGGAGUGAGGUCUUGCAGUCUUUAAAGUUAUUGAGAUG
Molecule: messenger RNA, 144 nt
Organism: Chondrus crispus (carragheen)
Lineage: Eukaryota; Rhodophyta; Florideophyceae; Gigartinales; Gigartinaceae
Exons: 2
Coding region: 1-63 (20 amino acids)
Source: RefSeq, a predicted model, not a curated record